Lycium ferocissimum is the source of this 1139-nucleotide messenger RNA. RefSeq lists its product as uncharacterized. The transcript is spliced from 5 exons. NCBI's taxonomy places the organism in Eukaryota, Viridiplantae, Streptophyta, Magnoliopsida, Solanales, Solanaceae. The coding region runs from base 70 to 987 and encodes 305 amino acids. The record is from RefSeq and is a predicted model, not a curated record.
AAAAAAACAUAACACUCCGCAUUCUUUCCCUUCCAGUAACGCUUCAAAACUUAACAUAACAACCACAUUAUGUUUUCUUGGCUAAGUCCAGUUUCCUUAUACGGCGGUUUCCUUCGCCGUUGCCUCACCAACGCCGGUCUAACUUCUCAAACCAUACAAAUCGACGAUGAAACCACCAUCCAUUUUUGGGGUCCAAAAAAAUCAUCAAACAACCAAUUAAUAAAACCAUCACUUAUCUUAAUCCACGGUUUUGGUCCUCAUGGUGUUUGGCAAUGGCGUCCACAGAUAACAUUCUUUUCUAACGACUUCGACAUAUAUAUUCCUAGCCUUGUCUUCUUUGGUCGUUCAACGACAAAAUCUUCCGACAGGUCCGAGGUCUUUCAAGCAACCUGCGUGGUGAAGCUUUUAGAGAAACUUGGCGUUGAAAAGUGUUCAGUUAUUGGGACAAGUUAUGGUGGAUUUGUAGCGUAUCAUAUGGGGAAGAUGUGCCCGGGGAAGGUAGAAAAGGUAAUAAUAGCAAGUUCAGGGGUUAAUAUAAAGAAAAAAGAUAAUGAUGGGUUAAUGGAAAGAGCUAACGUAGAGAAGAUUGAGGAUUUACUGUUGCCGGCGACGGCGAGUCAGUUGCGGAAGUUGAUUAGUUUGUCUGCUCAUCGGCGUCCACCAUAUUUGCCGGAUUUCUUGUUCAAUGAUCUCAUCAACAAAUUAUAUGUUGAAAACAGGAAGGAGAAGCUGGAACUGUUAAAAGGUUUGAGCCUUGGAAGAGAUGACACAGUAGAUCAUAUUACUCCACUUCAACAGGAAGUAUUAAUUGUGUGGGGAGAGCAUGAUCAGAUAUUCCUACUUGACAAGGCAACUGAACUCAAAGAGCUUCUGGGAGAGAAGGCUAGAUUGGAAGUCAUUAAGAAUGCCUCUCACGUUCCCCAACUGGAGCAUGGGGAGAAGUUCAACAAAAUUGUUAAUAAUUUCUUGUGUGGUUCAGAUGAUUAAUGUAUUAUUAGACUGCUCCCUAGAUCUUGCUUCGUUGUAUUUCCUUAUCUACAAGCUCAAGUACUGAUUGAGAGGAUUUACGCUUUUUUUGCACUAUAUUGACGAGAGAUACAAUUUUUCAGCUUUAUAAGAUUGUGUAAGUAAGUCGAUUA